CCGCAGCCUUUGCGCGCAGGUCGCUACCACGCAGCACCAACCGCAGCCUUUGCACACAGAUCCCUACCACGCAGCACCAACCACAGCCUCUGCACACAGGUCAGCACUCCCUAUACAGCACCAACCACAACCUCUGCACAUACGCCAGCACUCACCUUGUCUGUGGCUGCCAUGUUUCUAGAAGAAGACUCUGAGCUCUGGCCAAUCAGCAGAGUCCUCAGAUCCGCCCUCCAUGUGGCUCUGAUUAUAAAGUACAAAGUGCAGCCCUCCCCCUCCUCCUCCACAAACACA
Molecule: messenger RNA, 291 nt
Organism: Staurois parvus
Lineage: Eukaryota; Metazoa; Chordata; Amphibia; Anura; Ranidae
Source: the annotation of a GenBank genome assembly